Molecule: messenger RNA, 1277 nt
Organism: Oryctolagus cuniculus (rabbit)
Lineage: Eukaryota; Metazoa; Chordata; Mammalia; Lagomorpha; Leporidae
Source: RefSeq, a predicted model, not a curated record
GGAAGCCCAGGGAACGUAUGUGAGCAGGCGCCUCCGAGAGUAUGGGGGCUCGGGUUGCCCCCCAGCUUCCUGACAGCUGGAGCAGGAAGGGGGGAGCAGAAUUCCCAAGUUUCCCCUUUCUGGAAAAAAGGAGGCGCAGAGACAUUUGUAAAUGGACAUUUGUCUUGGACUCAAAUUCCAGAGCAGUUGAUCUUGUGGCCGGCUCAGCAAACAUCCGGGACCAGGAAUUCAGCAGUGAUUUCACGAGACGAGACGCGAAAAGGCCUAUUCACACACGUGAUCCUGAGAGCCAGGCGGCAGGGAAGACAAGGCGUGAAAUUCUAUGCAGAGGAGAACCUGGCCGGGCUGCUGUUUCCCACAGCUGUGGGGUGGGAGGAGACCCGGGUCCUGUCUGCCUGUCUGUCCCUGUCCCCAGCACACAGCACAGAGCACGCUGCCUGUGUGGGAGAGCCCAGGGCCACGCAGCGGGUCCUGGUGCGGGGUUGCAGGGAAGGGAGAUGACCGGGAGAGGAGGCAGUGGGGUCAGGCUGCCCGGGGCUGGGAGCUGAGCGUGAGGCGGGUCUGCCAGGCUGGGCUUGAGGCAGGAGGCAGAGCAGGAGCUGGCUGCAGGACGUGGAGAGCAGCAAGGCACUGGGGCAGGCGGGUGGGCAGGGGUUCGGCCUGUCAGCCUGCCUGAUGCUGCCCCUUUGCUGUGCCUUCCCGCACUUCUCUGUCUGCUGAGCCCUCCCCGCCACAACCCCACAUAGGACAGGCUGACUCGCCGCCAUCGACGAGGAUCGAGAGGGGAGAGACCUGCGCACGAGUCACCUUCUGCCCGACUUUGCGAGACCAGGCUGCCUUCUCGGGCUCAGGCGUCAUGGCCGACUUCGUGGUGCAGUAUGACGUGCUCAUGGAGGACGUCAUGGGAGACGUGCAGAUCUACGACGGCUAUUUUAUCCAUUACUUUGCGCCCCGAGGCCUCCCGCCUGUGGAGAAGAACGUGGUGUUUGUGAUUGACGUGAGCGGCUCCAUGUUUGGUACCAAGAUGCAGCAGGUAACAAGGACCCCGGGACCUUACUGGUCCUGGCAUGAGCAGGCCCUGGUGGCUGGAGUGUGGGACAGUGGGACCCUGGGGCCAUAGGUCCCCCCACUGCACCACACUUGUAUCCUAUGGCCUGGCUCUUCCUGGGGCCUGGCACCCAACCAAUGGGUACUAGUUGACCCAGAGACCCGCAACAGUAAGAGCGUGGAAUCAAUGGUGUGCAACGCAUUACAUCCCCGAGACCCUGCCUCUCCCA